Molecule: messenger RNA, 321 nt
Organism: Entrophospora sp. SA101
Lineage: Eukaryota; Fungi; Glomeromycota; Glomeromycetes; Entrophosporales; Entrophosporaceae
Source: the annotation of a GenBank genome assembly
UUUCAAAUUACAGCAGAGGAUCAACCAGGACGUAAGUUUAGUGCAAGUUCGUCAAGCGGUGUCUGGAAAAAAAUCCUUGAUGAAAUUAAUGUACAAGGCGUUCCUUCAAAAACUCAUGCAAGUGGUCCUGAAAUGUUGGGUCUGAGUCACUUAGGAAUCACAAAAUACAUACAAGAAUUGCCUGGAGCAGAAAAAUGUACAAAAUAUGUUAUGCAAAGAUGGGUAGAUGACGAUGAUGAUCAUGAGAAUGAAAAUAACGAUGUUGAUAAUUUUAGUAAAAUUUCUAAUAAAGUUUCUAAAUCCACAAAUGGUUAUCAUUAG